This is a messenger RNA of Gasterosteus aculeatus aculeatus (three-spined stickleback), 3932 nucleotides long. RefSeq names its product cell adhesion molecule 1a (gene cadm1a). Gene Ontology annotation, biological process: cell recognition; susceptibility to natural killer cell mediated cytotoxicity; homophilic cell-cell adhesion. Gene Ontology annotation, cellular component: plasma membrane; synapse; neuron projection. The record is from RefSeq and is a predicted model, not a curated record. NCBI's taxonomy places the organism in Eukaryota, Metazoa, Chordata, Actinopteri, Perciformes, Gasterosteidae. Gene Ontology annotation, molecular function: signaling receptor binding.
UGGCGCGCGCAUCUCAUUAGCGGAGUCCCGUCGCAGCUUUAGGUGAAGCCGCCUCGCGCUGCCAUUCGGAAGCAGGUGUCCAACAUGGCGAUCGCAGGCAGCGGUUCUCUCGCGACUAUUCUCUCUCUGUACGUGUUCCACGCGGCUCUUCUCAAAGGAGCUGCACAGGACCCCGUGGUGAGUCUGAACCUGGUGACGGACAACGUGUCGGUGGUGGAGGGCGAGAUGGCCAUCAUCAGCUGUCGGGUGAAGAACAACGACGACUCUGUUAUCCAGCUGCUCAACCCCAACCGGCAGACCAUCUACUUCAGAGACGUGAGACCUCUGAAAGACGUCCGCUUUCAGCUGGUGAACUUCUCCGACAACGAGCUGCGGGUGUCGCUGUCUAACGUCUCGCUGUCGGACGAGGGUCGAUAUGUUUGCCAGCUCUACACGGACCCCCCACAGGAGGCCUACGCUGACAUCACCGUGCUAAUUCCCCCCGGUAACCCCAUCAUCGAGGCCCGGGAUGAGGUGCUGAGCGAGGGCAAUGAGACGGAGAUGACCUGCACCGCCAUGAGCAGUAAGCCUGCUGCCACCAUCCGAUGGAUGAAGGGGGAUAAAGAGCUCCCAGGCAAGCCCAAGGUGGAGCUGACCUACGACAAGAUGUACACGGUCACCAGCCGGCUGAAGUUCACCGUCAGCAAGGAGGAUGAUGGUGUCCCAGUGGCUUGCAUCGUCGACCACCCUGCGGUGAAGGAUUUCCAAGCACAGAAGUACCUGGAGGUUCAGUACAAACCGGAGGUGAAGAUCCUGGUCGAGUUCCCUCAGGGUCUCACCAGGGAAGGAGAGAACCUGGAACUGAAUUGUCAGGCCAAAGGCAAACCCCAGCCACAGCGGGUGAACUGGGUGAAGGUGGACGACGACGUGCCGUCUCACGCCGUCAUCACCGGAGGGGAUCUUUACAUCGAAAACCUAAACAAGUCCUACAACGGAACCUACCGCUGUGUGGCCUCCAACACGGUGGGGGAGUCUUUCGACGACUACAUCCUCUACGUCUACGAUGCUCCCACCACUACCCCUAUACCCACCACAGCCACCACCACCACCACCAUCACCACCAUCUCCUACCCUGAAGCCAAUCAAGACACUGCGCCCAGCACUGAACCUGCAGCUCAUGAUUCGCGGGCUGGAGAAGGAGCGCCCAGAACGGUGGACCACGCCGUGAUCGGAGGAGUGGUGGCCGUGGUCGUCUUCGCCAUGCUCUGUCUACUCAUCGUCCUGGGGCGCUACUUCGCAAGACACAAAGGUACCUACUUCACGCACGAAGCCAAAGGAGCGGACGACGCCGCGGACGCCGACACGGCCAUCAUCAACGCGGAGGGGGGCCACACCAACUCGGACGAAAAGAAAGAGUACUACAUCUAAUCCAAACAGGACCCCCCUCACUCUAGGGUCCCCUUUGGGACAACGAGCUGUCUUUGGGGGCCGGGGGCGGGAGGGGGGAGUGUGUGUGUGUGUGUGUUGGGGGGAGGGGGGGAGGGAGGGUGGAAGGGAUUUCAGUUGGUUCAGCAUCACUUUUAGUCGGAGUGGAGGGUUUAGGGUUUAAGUAGAAGAGAGAGGUUUUAAAGAAAAAGCCGUUGUUUAGUCUAGUCUGCAGAUGUAGAUGGAAUGUUUUGUGCGUGGAAAAAAAAUUAAAAAUAAAAAAUAAAAAAAAGGACAAAAAAUGGGAGGGUUUUCGGUAAAGUGGGACGGGGACGGGGUCGCGGGUGGGAAAGCUGCGCAACGCCGUUGCCAGAAAUCACGGUAGAGAGCUUCACCAUUUCCACACCUCCCCAACUGCUGGUACGAAUUUCAUUUAGUUCAACCAUUUGCAGAAAAUUCUGUGCCUUGUUCUAUCCGUACUUUGGAUUUGUGUUGAUCCUCAUUUGCAUAACUUUGUUGCCCCCCCACCCCCCCCCCUCUCUCCUCCCCCCGUUUCAUCUUUCCCACUCGACAUCAUCGAUGUGCUGUUGGCUUUUUUUGUUUGAGGGUAAAAUUACGGAGCCUCUUUAUUCAUUUCCCCUAAAUGUGUCUGCACACACGCUUCCUCUGCUGCAUAACAAAAACUCUUUCCAGUAUACUGUGAUUUGUCUCAAGCCAUUACUUCCCUCUCCUUUGCUUCCCCCUAAAGUUUUGACAGCUCCGAAAAUGCAUGGAAUGCUUUACAUAUCAUUGUACAAAGGACAUAAAUGAGAAACAGGUUUAAUGUACUGUGUUUGCUGUCCCUGCCCCCCCCCCCCCCCCCACGCACCCCCUCAGCCCUAAACAUCCAAAACAUAUUCAAAAAGAAGGCAGCAAGGGAUCAUAUCAAAUUAUUUUAUUGAGGCAAUUCAAAUUUUAAAUUCAUGUUCUCUUCAAAGCAGACGUACUACUGCCUCUUAAAAAAUACCUUUCUUAGUAAAGAAAAAGAAGUACAUUAUUUUUCUUCUGCUAUUUCAUUAUUUUGAUUUCUUUCUCUGUUCAGUAUUUCUUUUCUUCUAUUAGUCUGGAUGGAAGCUCUGUUUUCCCACUAGCUUUUAUUGAGUUGUAAUGACGUGAUUCAAUUCAAUUCCAUCUGCUCUCACUUUAGAAUAUUUUUCUUACAAAUGGGAAUGUAAGAAAAUGUAAAUUGUUUUAAAAUUGGUUUUGGCAGUCAAAAUGCCUCGAUAAUAAAAGGCUGUUGAAAAGAAUAUUUGCUACUAAUAUUGCCCAUCUAGCAGGCGACAAACGCUGCUGUAUUGUACAUAACUUUCCCGAAAAGAGAAAGGGCCUCUGAAAACACAUUUAAAUUGGUUUUAGGGACACGUAAGCUGCACAACACAUCCAUAGACACACUAUCCAAUGUAAAUCAAGCCAAUGGAAUCACAGUUGUAUUGUACACUAAUCCUUACUAAGAAAUAUUUUUUACAACUUAACAGAAUUGCAAUGGAGUAUCUUGGUGGAUAUUAUUCUGUGACACUCGUCAGUUUGGUCAAAAUGGAAGUAUAUGUGUUCAAACUGAGUUGCUGUGAAGGACAGUCCAGUCUUUCCAAUUCCAUCACCUUCUAAAACUAUAUUUUUCGUCCAUGCAGCAGCUUGAGUGUGUAAACAAUUGGUAAUAUUUUUGCAUGUGUGUACGUGCUACGACUCAUUAUUUUAUCCUCUCUAUCGGGCUUCAUGUAUCACCUUCCAAAACUGAAUGGGGAUCUGUUUUGCUGUGCCAGCUGGGGAGCACUGGCUGGGAAUGCCAAAAGUAAUUAACUGUUAGUAAAUUAACUUAAUCCACAUGUUGUGCUCCAGGGUGGUAAUCCAGGGGUUACAUUUAAUGUCCUGGCUUCUUAACAUGGCAAUAAGGGUCUAUUCAUGGCAUUGUUUGUCAUCAUCAUGUGUUCACACAGCAAGCAGCUCGCUUAAUGAGCCCUUACAUCAGCUAUGGGUAGAUUGAGGUGGAGGUCUAGGUGGUGUCAUUCCAAACGAGUUGCCAAGAGUGUCUGCAACUAUUCCUGUAGAAUACAACAUCAUUCGACGGCGCUAAUAAAAGCUACACGGUUUGGAGUCACACGACGCCGCUGCUCGCUGUGUGAACACUCAAAUCCAAGAUUCAAUACUUUUUUGCCAUGUUAACACAUUAAGUUGGAAUUUCUGUUGGUGCAGCUCAGAUUGCAUCACAUUAACAAUGUUAUAGCUUUAAUAUAUCAUAGUCGUGCAUGAAGACAGCAUUCAGUCUCUCCACAUUGGGAUUGUGGUUUUGGGGUUGUUUCAAAGCACCCUUGUGUCAUAAAAAUUCUGUUCUAAUACGACAAAACUGCAUUCUCAAUUACGUAUUUACUCCCGUUUGUUUUUGAAAAAUGAUAAUGAUUAUAAAUUAAUCAUUAAAAAAAAAAGUUUCCUGGUGGAAGAUAUCGUUCUAUUGAGGCUGGUUAGUGGCGUCACGUCGAACAAGAAACACUGCC